Drosophila busckii is the source of this 3054-nucleotide messenger RNA. RefSeq lists its product as uncharacterized. The transcript has 5 exons. The record is from RefSeq and is a predicted model, not a curated record. NCBI's taxonomy places the organism in Eukaryota, Metazoa, Arthropoda, Insecta, Diptera, Drosophilidae. Bases 116 to 2953 code for a protein of 945 amino acids.
UAUUAGAAAAAUGAUAUACAGUUAGCACAUUAGUUAAUUAAAUACAAUAAAUACUGCGUGUGGUUGGCGGUUGACGUUUUCGUCGUUCCCAGAGCUUAAUUGUUAAGGCCAAAACAUGAAUAAACUGCGACCAUAUGUGCCAUCCAAGCGAGUUGCCAUACGGGACUCGAUUGAUGAGGAUAUCAGCGAUGAUGUGGAUGAUGAGGUGUUUAUUAAGGAUGCGCGUUCCGCCAAACGCAGCGAGGAGCAAGGACUCAAGCGUCCGUUGAUGGCGCCACGUCGCAAGCACAGCCUCGGCUCCAGCUCCACGCCCAUUAUGAAGCAACAUAAGCGCAGACGCUGCUGCCGUUGGUGCGAGCCCUUUUGCUAUACCUUGGCCGCCCUAACCGUGCUCUGUGCUCUUCUAAGUCUGGCUGCCCUUCUGCUCACUUUAUUCCCUUUGCCCGUGCAGCGCAUAAAUCACUGGUGGAGCGAGCCGAAAGUAGCCGCUCCGGCUGACAAUGUCGCAUAUGGCAGCAGCCUUGGCAGCGAGUUUGUGCCCUGCACACAGAUUAGCGUGCAGCGCCUUUGGACGCGCAGUCUGCCGCGCAUGAACAGCGAGAGUCCUUUGCGUGCCGCUGAUCUCAAUGGUGAUGGCAUCAAGGAGCUCAUCUUCGGCUACGGCGUGGACGAUAAUAUACAUUAUGAGGGCAUACCGCUGCCGCGCUGCAAGUCCGCGCAGCAAACCGAUGAUGUGCCCUGCGAGGGCGGCGUUGUAGCCUUGAAUGGCAUCGAUGGCUCCAUAUUAUGGCAGACCUGGAGUGUGGCGAAUGUUUUCUCACUACACUGCAAUGUAGACAUUGAUCGCGAUGGCGUCACCGACUGCGUAGCCGCUGGCAGACUGGGUAUGAUAUUUGCCAUAAGUGGAAGCAUUGGUCAGGUCAUCUGGAACUUCCAUGAGCUGGAGGUGGAGACCAAUUCGCCUAUAGUCAUGGACUUGUAUACAAUUAACGUGCUGCGCGAUCUGGACGGCGAUGAGGUGCCCGAGAUUAUAGCUGCGCAUCUGGAGGAGCGCGAGGAGUCCAGAGCCGGGCACAUCAAGCUCAUUUCAGGCAAAACGGGAAAAGUGCUGCGCAGCAUACCCACGCCACAUCGUGAGGAGAUGUUUGUGCCCAUUCAGCUGCUCACGCGCAACGAUGGCACCGAGCUGCUGCUCAUGCUUACUGGAGGGCAAAACACACCCGGUGGCAUUUACAGUCUGCGUCUGUUGACGCUCAUGGCGCACACCAGCGAAAAGCAUUUCACUCCGCUGCAUCAGCAGGCGGCCUCGGGUUUAAUGGUGCCAGCUGUGCUAACUGAUCUCAAUGGCGAUGGAUUUACUGAUGUCAUCGUGGCUGCUUUCAAUAGCAGCGUCUUUGCCUUUGAUGGUCGCAACUACAGCAUGAUGUGGAACUAUACCUUCCCAGCCAGCGAGUGUGUCAGCGCCAUUGUGCCUGGACACUUUGAUCACGACAAUGUCACCGAUUUCAUGGUGAAGUAUAACACCGGUCCAGGCUUUCCCGUGUACUAUUAUUCGCAGACAACUAUACUGAGUGGACUCACUGGUCAGCCCUUGCUCAAUGCUGUUAUGACAGAUGCUGGUGGCGCUAGCAGUCUGCUCGGUGGUGUAUCCAUUUCGCAAAGCUUCGGUGGCGAUUUCUUCCUGCACUGGCAGCUGCAGUGCCGCAACAGGCCCAACGCACGAGAUGCGUAUGAAUUUGUGCUGGAUAGUGACAUCAUUCUACAGGCACGUGCGGAUACUUGUCGGCUGCGCUUUAAUGAGUCCACGGUGCUGAAACUUAAUGCCAUUGCUAGACACAUUGAGCCACCUGGUGCUGUGCUCUUUAGCACAGAUGAUUUGGAGGUACAGCUGAAUCGCACGCAUCGUCCUGCACCAGCUGGUAAGCAGAGUCCACUAAAGCAUCCCAAGUUACUCAAGAAACUGCUUGCCAAUCGGGAGCAGCUGCUCAGGCAGGCGGCGGCCACGGAGCGAAGUGAACAGUUGCCAAUUACGUCUAAGCAUGCCAAGCAUCAUAAGCGUCCGUUGUCAGAUCUCUUGCCAGAAGAAGAGGUAGCUGAUGAACUUAAUGGCUUUGGUAACGGCUUCCUCAAGGAACCCUAUAAGGAAUUUAGGGACUACGAACCAUUGCCGCUGCCUGCUGAAAAUUCACUGCGCUUACCCGAAGAAUUUGAGCUGGUGUACAAUGAUGAGUUGCCACAACCGGAGCAGAACGACCGUCCGAUACACUUGCGCAGCAAAUAUCCCAGUGGCAGCAAUCGUGAUGUACGUAGUGGCGACAUGGAUCUCACUACAUCUACAUCUACAAGUCAGCCGCCAGCGGCACAGUCUCCAGUUAGCCUAUGGGACUUAGAGCUGGACAAUGAGGCGCAUGAGCAGGCUGCCGAUGCUGCAGCGGCAGUAAUAAGCUCCAGCAGAGAUUCGCAGUAUCAACGUCGCAGGCGCGAUGAAGCUGAAACCACCACGGCCUCGCCAGAUUCAAUGGCUUCAGUUAACUGGUAUAUGCCUUCCAUUUCAUCUACAGGUGUGUUGCUCAAGGCGUUAGGUAAUGCCAGCUCUUCCCUUGACUUUGCCUUUGUGCUCAAUAUACGCGAAUCUGAGGCAUAUCCACCGUUGUUCUCGCCGCAGGAUUUGAGUUGCGUUGAGGAGAAAAUAAGCGCUUAUAAAAGUUAUACCGCCGAGAAUUUACGUGUGCUGCGUAAGCAGUUUCUUAAACAGUGCCUGAGCGAGCGUCUCGUGGAUGUGGAGCCCGCUCUUCCACAGUACGAAUCCCAAUUGAUAGUCACACGCAUUGGCCUCACGUGCACCUGUCGCACUUUACAGCCAGGGGAGGUGUGCUCAGAAUUAGAUCCCAUCGAAAUACAGCGCUGGACAGAAUUCAUGGGCAACGAUGGGAAUGGGUACUAUGCCGACUAAAACUGCAACUUAAUGCUUCAACUAGAACUAAGUCUAUCCUUCGCUCUCUAAUCACCUAUUGUAAUAAACCGAUAUUUACGUGUGUAUGGCUGUUUCUUGUA